AUGCAUUGGCUAACCUUUUUGCAAUUGUUUAGCAUUGAUGAGGAGCAGCUUCUUCAGCAGCAGCAGCUCUUUCAGCAUCAGCUUCAGUUGCAGCAGCAGCAAGCCCUUCCCGAUGCUAUCCGCAACUUCAUCCUCUACUUCCAUCACUGCUUGAAGGAGAGCAACGUCUACGAUCUCCAUGGAUGCUACGAAAACACGUUCAACAAGUUGACUGAGAAAUUCUACAAAAACACCCCCUGGCCGGAUCCGCAGACGGUUGUCUCGCCUUUGGUUGAGAACGACCAGCCGUUCGUCUCGCUCUAUACUGAGAUGUACUACCGUCAUCUGUAUGCUAAGCUGCAGCCUACUCUCGAGGACCGGUUUGCGUCGUAUGAGAACUACUGCUUGUGGUUCAACUACGUGUUUGAUCCCAACUCUCCUACUGACUUGGAGCUGCCUACCAACUGGGCCUGGGAUAUCAUUGAUGAGUUCAUCUACCAGUUCAACAGCUUCUCGCUGUACCGUAGCCGCACCGUGCGCAAGUCUCACAACGAUGAAGAGAUCAGUCUUUUCCGUGAGCGCCCCGAGAUAUGGAACACCUACAGCGUUCUCAACGUUUUGUACUCGUUCAUCCAAAAGUCGCAGAUCAAGGAACAGCUCCAGGCCAUCAAGGACGGCCGGGAUCCCGACGAGGUCGCUGGCGAGGAUGGAUCGCGCCCGCUGUACAAGACUUUGGGAUACUUUUCGCUCAUUGGCCUUUUGCGUGUGCACACGCUUCUUGGCGACUUCACGCUUGCUCUCAACACGAUGGAGAACAUUGACUUGAACAAGAAGACAAAAUACUCGCGUGUUGCCGGCGCGCAGUUCACAAUCUACUACUAUGUCGGUUUCUGCUACAUGAUGCUCCGUCGCUACUCGGACGCCAUCAAGGCGUUCUCGCAUAUCCUGCUGUUUAUCUCGCGGACAAAGUCAUUCCACAACCGCUCGGCUCAGUACGACUCGGUCACCAAGCGCUCUGACCAGAUGUACGCGCUUCUCGCUAUCUGCGUUGCGCUCUGCCCCACCCGUCUCGAUGACUCGAUCCACACCACUCUUCGCGAGAAGAACGGCGAGCAGCUUGCGCGCAUGCAGCGUGGUGGCGAGGAGUCGCUUCCUGUUUUUGAGGAGCUGUUCACUUUUGCUUGCCCCAAGUUCAUGAUGUUGGGACCUCCCGACUACGAGAACCCGGCUGCCAACAUCGACCCCUUGCAGCACCACCUCAAGGUGUUUAUGAUGGACGUCAAGAACACGAUGCUUGCGCCUACUCUCCGCAGCUACCUGAAGCUGUACACGACACUCAACAUCGACAAGUUGGCUACCUUUGUCGAGAUCUCGCCCGAGGAGCUGCGCUCUGCGCUCGUUGUGUUCAAGCAGAAGAGCCGCCAGGUGCGAUGGACCGAGGGCUCGCUUUUGGACGGUGACGUCGUCAAUGUGUCGGACCUCGACAUCAUCCUGGACGGCGACAAGAUCGACAUUUCCGAGGCGAAGAUCGUCCGCAAGUUUGGCGACUGGUUCCUCAGAAACUCGGCUAAGUACUACGCUGUCCAGGACACGAUUGCCAACAAGAACUCUGUGGCUGAGGAGGGCAAGGAGAACAAGGAGCAUGGAAAGCGACGGGAGCGGAGAGAGAAGAACGCGGAGAAGAACUCAAAGUAA
Molecule: messenger RNA, 1674 nt
Organism: Myxozyma melibiosi
Lineage: Eukaryota; Fungi; Ascomycota; Lipomycetes; Lipomycetales; Lipomycetaceae
Product: eukaryotic translation initiation factor 3 subunit L
Exons: 3
Coding region: 1-1674 (557 amino acids)
Biological process (GO): translational initiation
Cellular component (GO): eukaryotic translation initiation factor 3 complex; cytoplasm
Molecular function (GO): translation initiation factor activity
Source: RefSeq, a predicted model, not a curated record